AUGGCUGCCGUGCUUCCCGCCUCACAGGAGAGGCACUCGCGACUUUCCCCCGAUCCUCUACGGUGCCCUAUCGCUCAAAGAUAUUUCUUGGAUGACUCGGACGUGAUUACAGUAAAGUCGCCUGCCAAUGAUUACUCCCCAAAAGAUUGUCCGAGUCCAACUGUAUCCUCGGCGCUUUCUCCAUUUCCCCAUUCUCCCGAUUUCGCUGGAACGGCUCCUGUUCAUUUACUUCCUCCUUCUACAACCCUCAGUAGCCUCUCAUUCUGUGUACGUGAUGGGCAGGAUGAUGAUGAAGAUGGUGUUGAUGAGAUAAUACUGCCAUCAUAUGACGCAGGUCCAUGUGCCCCGAAGCUACCUGAAGCUCCUAGCGAAGCCUCGACCGAGUCCUCGACAGACAUACAUCGUGUGAACUUGCCGAGACCGGCCGACGACAGUUCGAUUGAAGAAGAACCAUCGAGACAUGUUGAUUACCUUGCCCAUGAGUGGAAGGAGGAGGAUAUAUGGGCCUCUUGGCGAUAUGUGGUUGCUCGACGAGAAAUAUACGAUCACGGCGUGAGGCUAGAGAAUGCGUCGUGGAGGACUUGGGCAAAGCUGAAGUUGAACAGGGGAACAGUAUCGCCGGAAACCCUCAACUGGCUGAAGGACUAUGACGUGACCUGGUUGUAUGGCCCGUUAAAGUCGUGUAGGAAGCGCAAGACUGUCUCUAACGUCUCGCCACCCCCAAGCCGCCUUGAAACGCCUACGGAUAGAAAGCCGAUCCUCAAGAAAAGGACGGCUUCUGAAACAAUACUGCAGCGUUCCUUGUCGCAGCAUACUCUCCUACAGCAUGCAGGCGCCAUUUUGAAGGCACAGGAAGCGGAGGUCAGCCGUAAUCGACCGUCCUUCUAUCGAUACCCGUCGAAACUGGGACAAACAUUCAGUCAGUCUUCUGAGGGUUAUUCGCGAACGUCCUGCACGGCCACGCCAAUCAACGGGUCUUCGGGAACAGGCUCACCCUGCGAAAAGCGUCAUAUACAUUUCAACAACGAAGUAGUGCAGUGUAUCGCAGUGGAGGCAAAAGAUGAUGAUGACGACGAUUGGCCCGCAAUGAACGAUGGCUCAUCUUCGGAGGAUGGCGUUGUCAUGAUGAGACGGGGCUCAUGGCAAACCUCGACAAGCGAGAGGAGUACUACUCCGCGAAGCAGCUUUAGCAGUGACAACAGGACCAUUGCACCACUCCCAUCUACCACACUCAAGUAUCGGGGCGACACCCCGGAGCCACCGGUGGAUUCCAUACUCAAUCGCUGGUCCGGUUACUUUACAUCGUACUCUUCUCCCUCUAUUGAGACAAGCCAAGCCUCAGAGCUGGCGGCGAAUUUCUUUCUGGACGAAGCGGACAACGAUCUAGAUUUCAAUUGGGAGCCCACUCAAAGAUUACACGACUCGACGAAUCAAAAUCGACCUUGGUUUGUUAACCCUGAAGACGAUGCGGAACUUGACCGACAUUGUCUUUUAUCUUCGGGAGUUUCAUAUGAUGAUGCGGAACCCGCCAAUGCCACUAUUUUUGAUCGAGUAGUCGACACCGUCAACACUGCUAAAGACAUCGCUCAUGUAAUAUGGAAUGUGGGCUGGCGGCGAUAA
Messenger RNA from Aspergillus oryzae RIB40, 1620 nucleotides. RefSeq names its product protein phosphatase regulator REG1. The record is from RefSeq and is a predicted model, not a curated record. NCBI's taxonomy places the organism in Eukaryota, Fungi, Ascomycota, Eurotiomycetes, Eurotiales, Aspergillaceae. Gene Ontology annotation, biological process: cellular response to glucose starvation; protein catabolic process in the vacuole. The transcript has 2 exons. The coding region runs from base 1 to 1620 and encodes 539 amino acids.